Vicia villosa (hairy vetch) is the source of this 912-nucleotide messenger RNA. RefSeq lists its product as uncharacterized. The record is from RefSeq and is a predicted model, not a curated record. The transcript has 5 exons. Gene Ontology annotation, molecular function: nucleic acid binding; zinc ion binding. NCBI's taxonomy places the organism in Eukaryota, Viridiplantae, Streptophyta, Magnoliopsida, Fabales, Fabaceae. The coding region runs from base 1 to 912 and encodes 303 amino acids.
AUGAGAACUGAACUGGACGAUGAUGGUGUAGCUAUUAUUUGGGCUAUAUUCAAGAGAGAGUUUCUUAGGAAGUACUUUCCUGAAGAUGUUUGGGGAAGGAAGGAGAUAGAGUUCUUGGAGUUGAAACAGGAUAAUAUGACGGUGUCGGAGUAUGCUUCCAAAUUUGUUGAGCUGGAAAAGUUCUAUGUUCACUACAACAAUGAUGCGGCCGGUGAGUUCUCAAACAGAAUCUUCGAAGAGGACAACAUUAAAGUGAAGUCAGCUCACUCUCGCGAGCUGGUUGAAAAAAGAGGAAAGAAGCUUAUGGACAGAGGUAAGCCGUAUGGCAAAGGAAACCCUAAAGCUGGUGAUUGGAAGAAGCCUAGUGGGGGAGAUUCUAGUGCUCUCAUUAGAUGCUACAACUGUGGUUAUAUUGCUACUGAUUGUAGGAUGGCGAUCAUGACUUGCUACAAUUACAGCAAAGAAGGCCAUAUCAGCCCACAGUGCACUAAGCCGAAGAAGAAUCAGUCUGGUGGGAAGAUCUUUGCUUUGUCUGGUUUAGAGACUACUUCGGAGGAUCGAUUGAUUAAAGAUGCUAGUGUUGAAGAUUUGGCAAUGAUUGCGAGACAAGUAGAUGAAGCAAUUAAAGAUGGGGCAGUCGUGUUUAUGUUAAUUGCAUCUAUGGAACUGAAAGGGAAAGCGGUGGGUAGUGCAUUACUGGUGUCUCAGUUGCGGAAAUACAUUGCGGAUCCGUCUCAUGUGAUCCAAGUGGAUGGUGUGCAAGUGAAGGACAAUUUGACAGUUGAGGCAUUUCCUAUGAGGAUCAAAGACUGGAAGUUGAAGCAGUUGCGUGGCAAAGAGAUAUCAUUGAUGAGGGUAGCUUGGGGAGGAACAACAGGUUGGAUGUUACAUGGGAGGUGGAGAUUCAAAUGA